Closterium sp. NIES-67 is the source of this 329-nucleotide messenger RNA. NCBI's taxonomy places the organism in Eukaryota, Viridiplantae, Streptophyta, Zygnematophyceae, Desmidiales, Closteriaceae. The record is from the annotation of a GenBank genome assembly.
GUCGAAGGAAUGAACCGACUACUCAAGUUCACCAGCAAGUUUUGGAAGGAACUUAUGUCUCUGUUCGGGACCAAACUCGCCAUGUCAUCCGCCUACCAUCUGCAGACAGAUGGACAGACCGAGUGCCUCAACCAAAUUGUAGAGCAACUCCUCCGCGCAGCAUGCAAAGGCGAAAUCUCUAAAUGCGACUUGCAUCUGCCCGUCCUGAGUUUGCCUACAACAACGCCACUUGCGCCGCUACUGGACAGACGCCGUUCUUCCUCUGCUACGGACGCCACCCGCUCACGCCACAAAAACCGAUAGCAUCAGCCACAGUCCAACCCGCAUAC